This is a messenger RNA of Osmia bicornis bicornis, 939 nucleotides long. Its product is annotated as chymotrypsin-2-like. The record is from RefSeq and is a predicted model, not a curated record. Bases 1 to 939 code for a protein of 312 amino acids. Gene Ontology annotation, molecular function: serine-type endopeptidase activity. NCBI's taxonomy places the organism in Eukaryota, Metazoa, Arthropoda, Insecta, Hymenoptera, Megachilidae. The transcript has 7 exons. Gene Ontology annotation, biological process: proteolysis.
AUGAAGUGGAACAAUGUGAAUAAGAUUUCAGUUGGUUUCGUCAUGCAUACCCUGGGAGUACUUUUAUUCGUGAUUUCUAUUGUCUCCGGUUCUUCAAACGCACGAAUUGUAGCUGGCAAUGAUACCGAGGAAGCAAUUGUUACUGGCAAUGAUAUCGAAGAAGGUUUUCCUGCCACGCAAAUUGUUGGUGGCCAUGAUGCUCCAGAAGGCAAAUAUCCAUAUCAAGUAUCAAUACUUCAUAACUUUUCACCCUCAUGUGGUGGCUCCAUUAUUAAUAGUCGUUUUAUCCUUACUGCUGCACAUUGCAUUUAUAACAAAAACUCGAAAUCCAUCAAAGUUGUUGCUGGAACCAAUUUCUAUGCCCCAGGAAGGGGUGGUGUUACUUAUAAUGCAGAAUCAUUAAUUUGGCACAGCGGCUACAAUCAAUACAGGAACUUAAAUGAUAUCGGUUUAAUACAAGUGGAUAAAGAAAUUAUAUUCUCCAGUAAAAUUCAACCGAUUGCACUUGCAGAGACAUAUUACGUCGCUGCGGGUGAAAUUGUUGCUUUGACUGGGUGGGGAACAACAAGUAGAUUAAAUCCAUCUAUUAAAUUACAAGAAAUUUACGUGCUUGUGAUGUCGCAAUCAAUGUGCGAGUCGUUGAUUUGGGAGGUGUCGAAAAAUAACAUAUGCACGAACACGACGUUAAGUACAGGUGUUUGCUUCGGUGAUUCCGGUAGUCCCGUAGUUUUGAAUGGUGUACAGAUUGGAAUUGUUUCCUAUGGUCAGCCCUGCGCAUUAGGCUAUCCUGAUGUUCAUACCAGGGUAUCACCGUACGGUAGUUGGAUAACAUUAAAGGCGACAAAAUUACAUACUAAAAAUCAUGGUCACCUGAAUAGGUGGAGUCUAUUGUUACUUGGAAUAUCAACACUUGUAUCAUAUUGGUAUUCGCUAUCGUAG